Molecule: messenger RNA, 630 nt
Organism: Schizosaccharomyces octosporus yFS286
Lineage: Eukaryota; Fungi; Ascomycota; Schizosaccharomycetes; Schizosaccharomycetales; Schizosaccharomycetaceae
Product: translation initiation factor eIF1A-like protein
Exons: 2
Coding region: 108-485 (125 amino acids)
Biological process (GO): translational initiation
Cellular component (GO): nucleus
Molecular function (GO): RNA binding; translation initiation factor activity
Source: RefSeq, a predicted model, not a curated record
CCUAGACAUACUUAAUGUUUUAUCGAGGUCACUACACAGUACCUGGCAUUAAACCAAUUGAACUUAAUAAAGUUAGUUUUAAUAAGGUGUACAGACAAAGAUAAAAAAUGGCAAAAAAAGUUUCGUCUCAGCUAUCGUUUGACCCUCCAGAAUCCCUGGACAAGGAUCAAGUUGUUGCUAGAGUAUUGCAACUUAGGGGUUCAGCAUUAUUCACAGUUUGUGAACCAAAUGGAAAAGAAUUACUUGUCGAAAUGCCUGCAAAAUAUCGGAGUAAAGCGUGGAUUAAACGAGGUGGAUAUGUCGUAGUGGACAAAUCCGAAUUUACAGAUCAACAAAACAAAAUCGAUGGUUCUAUUGUAUACGUCGUUCAGCACCCAUUAAAAAACUGGGAAAAACAAUCUUACUGGCCGAAAGAGUUCAUCAAUGAUACCGCUGCUGAUGUGGAUGAAAGUAGCAGUAGUGAAAGUGCAGAGGAGAGUGACUAAUACAUUCAUAUCCCUGACAAAAACUUAUUUUAUUAACCUUACAUUAAGUUAUUUUUAUUGCUUAUUAGAACUGAAAUAUGUACUCCAGAAUCUAAAAUCAUAACUUAUAGUACUACCAAUAGCAUUUGACUCGUAAAUAACUCCA